AUGUCUGAAGAAACCAACGUUCAAGUAUAUGUAUACGACUUAUCCCAUGGGUUAGCCAGGGUGUAUUCACCUAUGAUCCUAGGUGUAUCCAUAGAUGCAAUCUACCACACAUCUGUUGUCAUCCGUAAUAAAGAAUACUAUUUAGAUCAAGGAAUCAAGGUCAACUCACCACCAGGUAACACAAAGUAUGGAACCCCUAUAGAAGUUCUAGAUAUAGGUAAAACCUACAUAGACGACGAAAUAAUCAACGAUUUCCUAAAUGAUCUCAAAAACCAUGAAGAUAUGAAAUACCAUGCUAUGAGUUACGACUUGUUUACUAAUAAUUGCAACCAUUUCACCGACGUGUUCAUUGAUUUCUUAUGUGGCAAGAAUUUAGAAGAAAGAAUAUUGAACCUCCCAGAAGUGGUACUAAACACACCUAAUGGUCAGUUACUACAACAAAUGAUUGGAGGAGGUGUAAAUUUUUAA
Candida tropicalis MYA-3404 is the source of this 468-nucleotide messenger RNA. RefSeq lists its product as uncharacterized. Bases 1 to 468 code for a protein of 155 amino acids. The transcript has a single exon. The record is from RefSeq and is a predicted model, not a curated record. NCBI's taxonomy places the organism in Eukaryota, Fungi, Ascomycota, Pichiomycetes, Serinales, Debaryomycetaceae. Gene Ontology annotation, biological process: protein modification by small protein removal. Gene Ontology annotation, molecular function: peptidase activity.